Molecule: messenger RNA, 1536 nt
Organism: Penicillium waksmanii
Lineage: Eukaryota; Fungi; Ascomycota; Eurotiomycetes; Eurotiales; Aspergillaceae
Product: flavin-containing monooxygenase
Exons: 5
Coding region: 1-1536 (511 amino acids)
Molecular function (GO): flavin adenine dinucleotide binding; N,N-dimethylaniline monooxygenase activity; NADP binding
Source: RefSeq, a predicted model, not a curated record
AUGGAUAUUGCACAACUCCGUCUGCCCCGUCCUCAUUUCAGGCUGUGUAUGGCCAUUGACCUCAUCAAGCGAAACAAAUGUUACAACUUUGUGAUCUUGGAGAAGAGCAGCAGUGCCUAUCUCGUUCGCAUCGCCGAGAAGUACGGUCUCUACAAGCACAUUCGAUUCAACUCUACGGUCGAAGAAGCGCGAUGGAAUGACGCAGAGUCAAAAUGGAAAGUUUCUGUUCAAGUUUCUGGGCAAAAGGAUAGCGAGUUCGGCAACUCCUACAUCAUCAACUCCGAUUUCUUGAUCUCCGCGGUCGGCCAGCUGAAUCUUCCACGCGAGCCCGACAUCCCCGGAUUGAAGGAAUUCCAGGGCAAGAUGAUGCACUCUGCCCGUUGGGACUGGAGCUACGAUCUGAAGGGGAAGAGAAUCGCCAUUAUUGGCAACGGUGCAACGGCUGCCCAAAUCAUCCCUGAAAUCGCCAAAGAAGCAUCUCAUCUUACCGUAUUCCAGCGGACUCCAAAUUGGGUGAUCCCUCGCGGCGACGCUCCAGUCUCGGCGCUUCAACAGGCCCUGUUAACAUACCUCCCACCACUUCGCUGGCGUAAGCGAGCACUACAAAUGGAUUUCCGAGAAGGGUUCCACGACGCCAUCUUCGACGGAGACUCGGACUUCGCUCAGUUAAUCCGCGAUUGGUGCACCGGUUUGAUGAAAACUCAACUGGCCGACCAGCCCGAGCUGUGGGAGACUUUGACACCGACGUAUUCGCCGGGAUGUAAGAGAGUCAUCAUCACUGAUGACUAUUACCCCACACUGGCUCGAGAAAACGUUAACCUGGAAACUCGACCGAUCACCAGAAUCAUGGAAAAUGGAAUCGAAGUCGAAAGGGCUGGUGAGCAGGAAUAUGAUCUUAUUGUGCUUGCCACCGGUUUCAAGACUGUGGACUUCAUGUACCCCAUCCAGGUCUAUGGUUCUGGAGGUCGCGCUCUGGGUGAUAUCUGGAAUGGUGGUGCGAAGGCCUACUACGGCAUGACCGUUGAGGAUUUGCCUAAUUUUGGCAUGUUUUAUGGACCUAACACGAAUCUUGGGCAUAACUCUAUUAUUCUGAUGAUCGAGGCUCAAUCGCGUUAUCUAAAUGCGAUGGUUGGUGAGGUUAUUCGGGCACGGCAGCAGGGACUUACCCUAGCUUUUAAACCGAAGCCCGAUGUUUUGGAAGAGUACAAUGGUCGUAUACAAAAGUUACUUAGGGCCAGUAGCUUUGCCGAUCCUAAUUGUAACAGCUGGUACAAGCAAGACGAUGGAAAUAUUACCAACAAUUGGUCCGGGACUGUCAUUGAUUAUCAGCAGAACCUAUCCCAGGUCCAGUGGGAGGACUACAUUGCGGAGGGCUCUGGCAAAUAUGUCGUCGUCGACAAAAAGCCUUCCCGUCUCGGACGGGUUCGUGAAGAAACACUAUUCAGCGAUACCUCUCUGCUCAUUGGAGCUGCUAGCAUCCUGGCAGCAGCUGGGGGGUACCUUCUGGUUCGGCUUCGACUUACGAAGGCGCGAUAG